Molecule: messenger RNA, 2059 nt
Organism: Varanus komodoensis (Komodo dragon)
Lineage: Eukaryota; Metazoa; Chordata; Lepidosauria; Squamata; Varanidae
Gene: EML2
Product: EMAP like 2
Exons: 19
Coding region: 89-2050 (653 amino acids)
Biological process (GO): microtubule cytoskeleton organization
Cellular component (GO): mitotic spindle
Molecular function (GO): microtubule binding
Source: RefSeq, a predicted model, not a curated record
CUCGCGAACUCGCCGCACUCCCGCUGCCCUCCACCCGCUGCGAUCGCGCCGUCCCGCGCCGUCCCGCGCGCCGAGACCCACGUCCACCAUGCGGAAGGCUUCGGGCGGCAGCAGCCCCGGCAAGCCUAAAGAAGCCACCUUCAGCGCCGAGGAUGGCUACGUGAAGAUGUUCCUCAGGGGCCGCCCGAUCCCCAUGUUCGUCCCGGACGCUGUCGUUGCCACGUACAGCCUGGACGCCAAGCUGGAGCUGCCCCACAGGAAGCUGAAGCUGGACUGGGUGUACGGGUACCGGGGCCGCGACUGCCGGGCGAACCUUUUCCUGCUGCCCACGGGGGAGAUCGUGUAUUUUGUGGCUGCCGUGGCCGUGCUGUUCAACGUGGAGGAGCAGCGGCAGCGGCACUACCUGGGCCACAACGAUGACAUCAAGUGCCUGGCUGUGCAUCCGGACAUGGUGACCAUAGCAACGGGGCAGAUGGCCGGGACCUCUAAGGAUGGCAAGCCGCUGCCCCCCCACGUCCGGGUCUGGGAUUCCGUGAGCCUGAACACGCUGCAUGUCCUGGGACCCGGGCCCUUCGACCGAGCCGUGGUCUGCGUGGGGUUCUCCAAGUCUAACGGGGGCGGGCUCCUGUGUGCCGUCGACGACUCCAACGACCACGUGCUGUCGGUGUGGGACUGGCAGAAGGAGCAGAGACUUGCCGACGUGAAGUGCUCCAAUGAGUCUGUGCUGGCCGCCACCUUCCACCCCACGGAGCCGGCCCUGCUCAUCACCUGCGGGAAGUCCCACAUCCACUUCUGGGUGCUGGAGGGAGGCAGCCUCAGCAAGCGGCAGGGCAUCUUUGAGAAACACGAGAAACCCAAGUACGUCCUGUGCAUCGCUUUCACAGAGAAUGGGGACACGGUGACCGGCGAUUCUGGGGGCAAUCUCUACAUUUGGGGGAAAGGGGGAAACCGGAUCUGCCACGCCGUGCCCGGCGCCCACGAAGGCGGCAUCUUCGGUUUGUGCGUGUUGCGGAACGGGACCAUCGUCACCGGAGGCGGCAGAGACCGCAGGGUCAUUCUGUGGGGACAGGACUACCAGAAGCUUCAGGAGAACGAGGUACCGGAAGGGUUUGGGCCUGUGCGCACCAUCGCCGAAGGGAAGGGGGACUCCCUGUUUGUCGGCACCACCCGCAACUCGGUGCUUCACGGAUCCCUGGCUACCGGCUUCUCUCUGCUGGUGCAGGGACACACGGAGGAGCUCUGGGGCCUGGCCACCCACCCUGUCCUGGAGCAGUUCGUGACCUGCGGGCAAGACAAGCAGGUGCACCUGUGGAGCGUGGCCACCCACCAGCCCCUGUGGAGCAAGGGGAUUGAGGACCCGGCGCGUUCCGCUGGCUUCCACCCAAGCGGCUCGGUGCUGGUGGUGGGCACCAUGACCGGCAGGUGGCUGGUGCUGGACACGGAGAGCAGGGGCCUCGUGAGCAUCCACACGGACGGCGCGGAGCCCAUCUCGGUGGUCAGCUUCUCCCCAGAUGGCAAGUACCUGGCCCUGGGCUCCCACGACAACUUCGUCUACAUUUACCUGGUUUCCGAGGGAGGCCGGAAGUACGGGCGCGUCGGCAAGUGCUCGGGGCACUCCAGUUUCAUCACCCACCUGGACUGGGCCUUUGACAGCAGCUGCUUGGUCACCAAUUCCGGGGAUUACGAGAUCCUUUACUGGGACCCCUCCACCUGCCGGCAGAUCACCAGCGCCGAGGCCGUGCGCAACACGGACUGGGCCUCGGCCACCUGCGUGCUGGGCUUUGGGGUCUUCGGGAUCUGGCCGGAGGGCGCGGACGGCACGGACAUCAACGCGGUCUGCCGCUCCCACGACGGGAAGCUGCUGGCGUCGGCCGACGACUUCGGCAAAGUGCACUUGUUCUCGUACCCCUGCUGCCAGCCGCGGGCCCCCAGCCACACCUACGGCGGGCACAGCAGCCACGUCACCAGCGUCGCCUUCCUGCACGACGACAGCCUGCUGCUCUCCACCGGCGGGACCGACACCAGCAUCCUGCAGUGGCGCCUCGUGUAGGAGCGCUGG